AUGGUGGUGGCGAUGUUUGGAGAUGAGUUAACAAUGGAAAUUCUUCUACAUUCAUCUCUUUCGUCUUGGGCAGAAAGUCGUCUGUACAAAUUUUUAAUAACCACAGUGGGAAUAGCAUACCUAGUAGCCGUUACACAUGAGUUCUAUACAGGAACCUUUACAGCUGAGUAUUCAUCAUCAUCUUCAAAUCUUAUAGAAAUGCGUUCUAAUCGGUAUCCGUUUCGCAAUUGCAAAGUUUUAGAUGGUAUACAUCUCUAUUACAACGAUAUGUACAUCAAAGAGUUAGACGUCGCCGAGCAGACAGAUUUGGAUAUUUAUAGAAGAAAACUACAACUAUGGAAUAGAAAUCUUCAAGAUAGAAUUAAAACUGCAAGACAUUGCGAAGCCCGGCAAGUGUCAAGCAGUCUUAAUUGUGAUAUUCUUGUUGAGGUUUCAAACGGAGCCUUACGAGAUCGUGGUUUUUACCUUGACAAAUGUGGGGACGAAAUUAUAGAACUUGAUUUGCACAAAGCAGCAAUGGAGGAUAUACAAAAAGAAAUGGAUUCUUUCUCAAAAAAAAUGCAAAUAACUAUAGAUCACGACUUUGGCAACAAUUUUAAUGGAGAAAACAUGGAUCAGAUGGACUCAAAGGAUUUUUUUAAAUCUGUGUCAUUCUCAGAUCACCAAAACAGCGUGCACCCACAGUCGUUAAGUAAAAGUGUAGCUGCGAAACCACCCAUGUCUUCUACGUUUCCAAGAUCACCGUCUUUUUGUGAUUUGUGA
This is a messenger RNA of Enterobius vermicularis (human pinworm), 762 nucleotides long. NCBI's taxonomy places the organism in Eukaryota, Metazoa, Nematoda, Chromadorea, Rhabditida, Oxyuridae. The record is from the annotation of a GenBank genome assembly.